AUGAUGGCCCUCUUCGCCUCCGCCUCCUUGUCGACCGUGGCCCUCGCCCUCGUCGCCACCACCGUUGUCUACUAUGUCUUGAGUGCUGUCGCCGCCGCCCGAAGGCUGCGUGCCUUCCCCGGCCCCCGCGUCGCCUCCUUUUCGUACAUCUGGAUGGCCAGCACCGCCCUGAGCGGCCGCAUGUGGGAAAUCUACUACAAAAAGGCCACCCUCCGCUACGGCGACGUCGUCCGCAUCGGGCCCGGCGAGCUGCUGACGAGUGAUCCGGUCCUCAUCCGGCGCCUCUCGGCCACCCGCCAGCCCCAGUACCGCCGCUCCGACUGGUACAACCCGAACCGCCUCGACCCCUACGAGCACAGCAUGUUUUCCCUGCGCGACGACGUCGCCCACGACCGCCUCAAGGGACGGACGGCCGCCGCCUACGCCGGCCGCGAGAACCCGGCGCUCGAGGCCGAGGUCGACGCCGUCCUCCUGCAGUUUGUCGACGUCGUGCGCACGCGCUACGUCGCCACGCGCAAGCCCAUGGACCUGGCCGUGCUGGCCCAGUACUUUACGCUGGACAGCAUCACCAAGGUCGCCUUUGGGCAGGCCUUUGGGUUCUUGGAGCGCGAAGAGGACGUCCACGGCUACCUGCGGAGCAUCCUCGACAUUGCGCCCGUCAUGCAGACGAGCAGCGAGGUGCCCUUCCUCAACCGCAUCGUCACGUCCCCCUUUGUCCUCAAGCUGGCCGGGCCCAAAGUCACCGACAAAGACGGCAUCGGUCGCAUGAUGGGUGUCGCCCGCGACAUCGUCGCCGAGCGGUUCGUUCCAGACGCCAAGGACCGUCGUGAUAUGCUCGGCGCCUUUGUCCGCAACGGCCUCACCCAGCGCGAGUGCGAAACAGAAGCCCUCUUCCAGAUCAUUGCCGGCUCCGACACCACCGCCACCGCCAUCCGCAUGACGCUCCUGUACAUUAUGAUUACGCCGCGCGUGCACGCCCGCCUGCGCGCCGAGGUCGACGCGCACUUUGCCGACCUGCCGGACGACCAGAUCGUCCCCAAUGCCGUCGCCGAGGCCCUGCCGUACCUGCAGGCCGUCGUCCUCGAGGGCCUGCGGAUGCACCCGCCGUUUGUCGGCCUGCCCUUCAAGGAGGUGCCGCCGCAGGGCGACACGCUGCCCGACGGCCGGUUUGUGCCGGGCGGCACGCGGAUUGCGCCGAGCAUCUGGGCCCUGACGCGGCGCAAGGACGUCUUUGGCGAGGACGUGGACGUCUUUCGGCCCGAGCGAUGGCUGCCCGCGCCCGCGCCCGCGCGCGUGGCCGACGGCGAGCGCAGCGAGGGCAAAGACACCAACGACAACGCCCCGGAGAACAUUGCCAACAUGCGGCGCACGCUGGACCUCAUCUUUGGGUACGGGCGCUGGGCGUGUGCGGGCAAGUCGCUGGCCUUUUUGGAACUCAACAAGACGCUCGUCGAGAUGAUGCGGCGCUUCGAGCUGCAGCUGAUGUACCCGUUGCGCCCGCUGUCGAUGGUCAACCACAAUUUGUUUUUGCAGAAGGAAAUGUGGAUGCAGGCAACAGCGCGGUCGAAGUGA
Messenger RNA from Sporothrix brasiliensis 5110, 1572 nucleotides. Its product is annotated as cytochrome P450 monooxygenase. The coding region runs from base 1 to 1572 and encodes 523 amino acids. Gene Ontology annotation, molecular function: oxidoreductase activity, acting on paired donors, with incorporation or reduction of molecular oxygen; iron ion binding; monooxygenase activity. The record is from RefSeq and is a predicted model, not a curated record. Lineage: Eukaryota; Fungi; Ascomycota; Sordariomycetes; Ophiostomatales; Ophiostomataceae. The transcript is spliced from 3 exons.